UUUAAGAUUCCAGAAGCUGAGACAAGAUAAUCCCCUUAAAAAGGAAAGAGAAGCUCAGACAAUGCUCGCACAAGAGGUUACAAAGUUGCAAGAAGCCCUCAGCAGCCAAAAAAUCAAGUAUAAUAAUGAUACUAAAAAGUUGAAAAAUAAGCUGGUAAUUAUUGAGAAAGAAAGAGACAACUUAAAAAUGGAGAAUAUUAGACUUGACGAUCAAUGUAAAGAUUUACUUUCAACAUUAAAGGAAAGAAACAAGAAAUGGAAGCAAGUUUUUUCGUCAAAAAAAUAUCACAACUUUACUGUUUGUGAUUCAUCAGAAAAAUAUUUAGAACAUGAAGAAGACCAGACAUAUGAAAAGGAUCAAUGUGACAAAGUAGCUGAAGAUCUGAAUGUCAGGAAGUCUGUUAUGAAGUGCAACGAUCUGAACUCCAAAUCAAGUGGAACAAAACUAAGGGUACGCUUUGAUUUACAUGAGGACCAGACUAAAGCUCAAAGUGGAGAUUUUGAAGCAGAAAACAGUCAUGAUGAGGACUCUGAAAUGAGCAUGAAUAAUCAAGCCAAUGAAGUUACAAAUAGAAUGUAUAUGAAUGAUCAUUUAGUAGAUGAGACUGAAAAUAAUGUAAAUUACCAUGGUGACGACAAUGAUACCUGUAACUCAGGUCAUAAAUUUACUGAUGAAAGUGAAACUCACAGUGUGGAAAAUGAUGGAGUCAAAAUUCAAAGAAUUAAUGACUCAGGAAUUGAAGAGUUUUUAUAUCCAAAUGGAACCCGAAAAGUCAUUGAUCCAGCAAAAAACUAUAUCACAUUUUUCUUUUGCAAUGGUGACAGUAAAGAAAUUUAUCCUGAUAAAAAAGAAGUUUACAAGUUUGCAAAUGGUAUCAUUGAGUUAACUCUCCCAGAUGGUGUGCAAAGUACCGAAUUCCCUAAUGGGCAGAUUCAAAUGUCGUUCCCUGAUGGUAAAAAGUUAGUCAAGUUUGCAGAUGGUACCAUUCAUACUGUGCAUAGUGAUGGAUCUCAAGAAAUUCGUACCCCUGAGGGAAAUCUUAUUAACAUUGGUGUUGAUGGAACGGAAACAAUUGAAUUUGCAAAUGGCCAGCGGGAAGUAAGAACUGAUAAAUAUAAAAGGAGAGAAUACCCUGAUGGCUCACUUAAAAUUAUUUAUCAGAGUGGUCGUCAAGAAACCAGAUAUUCUGAUGGUAGAUUAAGGAUUAAGGAUAAAGAGGGAAAAUUAACACUUGAUACGAAAUAUGAAUCCAAAGGCUUGGAAUCCAAAUAUUUGAUGAUGGAGGAAAGUAUUUCUAUUCGCACAGUUUGGGAUUGUGGUGAAAGAUAAUACUUUGAAUAGUAAAUAUAUAAGUUGUAUAUAAGUUUUGCCAAUUAUAUGAAAGUCAUAUUUUAAGACUAUAUUUAUGUACGUAAUUUUGUAAAUUUUUAAUUGAAUAUUAAAAUUUUAAAUCAAA
Messenger RNA from Uloborus diversus, 1457 nucleotides. It is a transcript of the gene Sas-4, whose product is annotated as centromere protein J-like. Lineage: Eukaryota; Metazoa; Arthropoda; Arachnida; Araneae; Uloboridae. The coding region runs from base 62 to 1330 and encodes 422 amino acids. Gene Ontology annotation, cellular component: centriole; nucleus; centrosome. Gene Ontology annotation, molecular function: tubulin binding. Gene Ontology annotation, biological process: centriole elongation; cilium assembly. The record is from RefSeq and is a predicted model, not a curated record. The transcript is spliced from 9 exons.